AUGCUCGUAGGAAUAUCAAGCCAACUUAAAUUACAACUUGUCAAUCGAUUCAACUUGCGACUUGGCCACUAUAAUGGUGGUAUUUUCGGACAUCUUGGCUCCAAAGUGUGCCCUGGCACUGCACGCCAUGCUAUCGGGGCAUUCCAAUCGCGACCCAUAACACGAUUUGCUGGCGCCAUUAAAUACGCGGUCAGGUCGCCUAUUGUGAGCGAUAAAGGAAAAGGCUCAAACUAUAACAAUCAAUUCAACAACAUCCGCAGUCUUGGUGAUCCGAUGACAGGACUGACCCGCAAUGCAUUGGCCAUUCAACGACAUCAGCCACAAGACGACAUAUUUAUCGAAACUAAGCGUUCAAAUCGAGUCAUAUCAAUUCGCAAACCACGAUUUCCACAGCGUUUUCACCCAGAGCUAUCAGAGGAACAGAGACAUAUAUUGGAUCGGGUGUUGCGAGGCGAGAGUGUUUUUUUCACUGGCUCUGCAGGUACCGGAAAGUCCGUCUUGCUCAGAUCCAUCAUUGCUGCUCUCGGAGGGCCCUCGGACAAGGUUGCUGUGACCUCGAGCACCGGAAUAUCCGCAGUGCAUAUUGGUGGCCAAACCCUUCACUCAUUUGCUGGUGUUGGUCUAGGUCACGGAGACAUAAAUAAACUCGCUGCGCGGAUAAAGCAAGAUAGCGUGACCAGUUGGCGUUGGAGGAAGGUCAAGGUUUUAAUCAUCGAUGAGAUAUCGAUGGUGGAUGCUGCUUGGUUUGAUCAAUUAGAAGAACUCUCUCGCAGAGUACGGGGGAAAAAGAAGCCGUUUGGUGGUAUCCAGCCAAAGCUUGUUAUAUGCGGCGAUUUUUUCCAACUGCCGCCGGUCCCCAAUCGUGACAUAACAGACGCACCUGCUUCUUUCGUUUUUGAUUCUUGGAGUUGGGACCAUUGCAUUAAAUCACAAUUUAUGCUCACUCAGGUGUUUCGGCAAAAAGAUCCUAGACUCGUAAAAAUGUUAAACGAUGCCCGUGUAGGAAUCGUAACUGACGAAUCGGCCCGGUUAUUGAGAUCUUUAUCUCGUCCUGUUCACUACGAGGAUGGCAUUGGUCCUACAGAGCUUUACCCUCGGCGAUUUGAGGCUGACCAGGCAAAUCGGAAACAACUGUUAGCGCUUCCUGGGGAACGACGGGUGUAUUCUGCUUACGACGCGUACGGAAAGGGCGACGAUGGCGAAGACAUUGAUCCGGAGCGCGCAGCAAAGUUAUUUGCGGGUAUGAUCGUACCUAAAUUAUUACCGCUAAAGGUUGGAGCCCAAGUCAUGUGCUUGAGGAAUAUUAAUCAAAAAGGUCUUGUAAACGGUUCUGUCGGAAGGGUCGUUGACUUUAUGACACCUGGCCAAGCACGCACCUACGCCGAGAGCAAAGAUCGGUGGUCGAUAGUUACAAGCAUCAAAGAACCAAAAUCUCCAAAUAAGACAGAAGUAUCUACCGUUGAUACUCGAGUUCCCGGAAGAGCGACCCAGUCUGCGUGGUCUUCAGAGUUUUACGAGCAGAUGGAAUGGCCUCUGGUGCAGUUCACUGAUGGACAAUGUGUGCUGAUGGGCCCCACGAACUUCACGGUAGAAACCCGUGAGGGUACUAUGGAGAUUCAACGACUCCAGGUUCCUCUAGUACUCGCAUGGGCAUUGACGGUUCAUAAAUCCCAGGGGCAGACCUUGGAACGAGUAAAGAUAAGCCUUCAUCGAACGUUUGAGAAAGGACAAGCCUAUGUCGCUUUGUCUCGGUGUACGUCUUUGGAAACUCUCGAGGUAUAUGGGUUCGACAGAGAGCGUUCUGUGCAAGCUCAUCCACGGGUACAACAAUGGGUUAAAACUCUUACUACUCUCAACCGCUUCAUUUCACCCGCGUCCGGUUCAAGUGUUAGCCGUGGGACCCAGUCGCGACAAGAGAUUUGA
Molecule: messenger RNA, 1923 nt
Organism: Rhizoctonia solani
Lineage: Eukaryota; Fungi; Basidiomycota; Agaricomycetes; Cantharellales; Ceratobasidiaceae
Product: ATP-dependent DNA helicase PIF1
Exons: 14
Coding region: 1-1923 (640 amino acids)
Biological process (GO): DNA repair; telomere maintenance
Molecular function (GO): ATP hydrolysis activity; DNA helicase activity
Source: RefSeq, a predicted model, not a curated record